Molecule: messenger RNA, 2120 nt
Organism: Phyllopteryx taeniolatus (common seadragon)
Lineage: Eukaryota; Metazoa; Chordata; Actinopteri; Syngnathiformes; Syngnathidae
Product: N-acyl-aromatic-L-amino acid amidohydrolase (carboxylate-forming) B-like
Exons: 7
Coding region: 623-1600 (325 amino acids)
Molecular function (GO): hydrolase activity, acting on ester bonds; aminoacylase activity
Source: RefSeq, a predicted model, not a curated record
UGAUGCCCAAGUUUGUCUUAAACAUCUUAACUCUCGCUAUAUUAAAAAAAACAAACCAAAAAAAAACACCCCGGCCAAUAUUUGUUACCACUUAUGUAUUAUUAAUACCAAAUUUCAUCAGUUCAGUAUAAUAAUUAUCUAGCAGCCUUGUGAUUUUUUUUUUUUUUUUUUUUCUUUCUUGUUUUGCUAUCAUUCUGGGAAAAAUGCAAUGAAAAAUGUAAAAUCCUUAACUAUCUCCUGUGGCACUUUUUAUACUUUGUCCUCUCCCCACCAUCUGCAGUUGAUUAAAUAAAAAAAAAAAAAAGCCCCCUCCCGGCUACUAUUAUUUACCAGACGCAUGAUGUCAUACUCCACUGAUCUCAAGGGUGACUCAUCAAGUCUUCCCCGCUCUCUUGUCCGAUACCGUCCCGGGACACACCCUGCCUGCGAUGCAGUGCAGUGCGUGCAAAAGCGAGAGUGCUGACUCGGGGAAAGCGGCGUGAAAGGCCCGGGAGAGGGUGCAAGAGGGUAAACGAGAGGGGAGAGAAAGGUAACAGCGGCGGGUGGACCAGGUGAGAGGAGACACUCCUGCCUUCAUUUGGGAUCUUUGGUUGCCGGAUAGUUAUUUGUUUCGUAAAGCGAGAUGGAGGUCCGUCUGCCGAGGUUGUCGCGGGUCGCCGUCUGCGGCGGUACCCACGGCAACGAGCUCUCCGGGGUGUACUUGGUGAGGGAGCUGCUGAGGACGGCGCCGGGCGCCGAGGCGGGUGGGGACGCGUCCGUGCAGGCGGUGCUGUCCAACCCGCGCGCCACCCAGCUGUGCCGCCGAUACCUCGACACCGACCUCAACCGAUGCUUCACCCGCGCCGCCCUCAACGGCCCCGUGUCGGACGCGGCCCCCUACGAGAUGACCCGAGCCCGGGAACUGGACGCCCAGCUGGGACCCAAAGGGAGUGCGCAAGCCGUGGAUCUCGUCUGCGACCUCCACAACAGCACGUCCAACAUGGGCCUGUGCGUCAUCGCUUACUCCGACUGUGACUGGAUCUGCUUGCAUAUUUUCCGAUACCUGCAGAGGCAGAUGCCAAAUAUACCAGUGAGGUACAUCCAUUUUGACCUCUCCGACGAGGAGUCAUUUUCUCUUGAUUCAGUGGGAAAACACGGUUUUGCUCUGGAGAUCGGCCCGCAGCCUCACGGCGUGGUGAGGUCCAACAUUUACACGGCCAUGAAAGAAGGUCUGCAGCACACGCUCGACUGGGUGCGUCUCUUCAACUCGGGCACCGUUUUCGACGGCGGGCCGGCGGACGUGUUCACCAUGGCCGGCCACGUCGACUACCCGAGAGACGGCGACACUCGCAACAUCACGGCGGCGGUUCAUCCUCAUCUUCAGGACCGAGACUUCUGCCUGCUGCUCCCCGAGGACCCCGUGUUCCAGACGUUAUCGGGCCAAACGCUGCGCUACAAGGGCGGCGAACCUCUCUAUCCCUUCUUCAUCAACGAGUGUGCCUAUUACGAGAAGGGCGUGGCGCUCUACCUCGCCAGGAAGAGGAGCGUGACCCUCCCGACGCUGCGGGUGCACAAAGAGGGGCAUCCGGCUAACUUUGUGUCGGAAAAAGAGGAGGAAUGAGAGGAGGAAAAAAAACAACAACACUGUGGAUGCUCAACACAAAAAUGCAAAAAAAGGUUUUAUUUAAUAAGAACAACAUGUACGCUCAUAUUUCACACACAUAGAGUACAGGUCGCAUACAUAUUGAACCAACAUUUGUCAUUAAAUAUCAUGUCAUUAAAAAAAAAACAAUCCACUGAUUUAGGGGCUAUUUUAAAGCAUCCAAAAAACAACUACUUCACUACAACCCGCAUCUUUUAAAAAUAAUCGAGCAGCAGCUGUAUCGCAAUAUGGCCAUUAGCGUACAUUCAUAAUGUGCUGUCCAUUAAAUAUAUUCGCCGGCAGCAAAGUAGUUGAGUUAAGCGCGUUGACACCAAUUGUGGAAGAGCAAAACGAAAAUGGGAAAUAUGGAACUGAGAAAAAACACAAAGGAGCACAAGUUAAAUCGAGGACUGAUACUGACAAAAUUGUGAGAAAAAAAAACAUUCAAAAUAAUGAAUAGAUACCAACUUGGUUCACAAAGUAAUGUACAGUUGCAAAU